Molecule: messenger RNA, 6197 nt
Organism: Mesocricetus auratus (golden hamster)
Lineage: Eukaryota; Metazoa; Chordata; Mammalia; Rodentia; Cricetidae
Gene: Adnp2
Product: ADNP homeobox 2
Exons: 4
Coding region: 1234-4710 (1158 amino acids)
Biological process (GO): regulation of gene expression
Cellular component (GO): nucleus
Molecular function (GO): DNA binding
Source: RefSeq, a predicted model, not a curated record
UGGUUCUCUUCUAUAGGGAUUGAACUCAGGUUGCCUUGGUUGGUGGCAGGUACCUUACUAGCCCUCAUGGUUUUAUUUACAUAAAAGUCAAAUAAUUAACUGCUUUAUGUUUGGACAGUACACUUCUUAUUUCAACCAAAAGACAAAAUUGCAGUUUUACUCAAAGGUGCAGCUGUUAAAUACAGAAAGUGAUGAAAUUUCUCAGGACAUUAUUUCUAAGCAGAAUAAAGGAGCAUACAAGUGGUUGCUUUGGCCAUAUUGUGUAUCCUGCGCUACCCGGCCCCCCUCCCAAGUUUCAGCCCCUUCCCCAGUGCAAGCCACAGGCUUCUCUCAUGCUCUUGAGGUUCUGGUGGCAAUGGUAGACUUAACCUCAUAUUUCCCCCCUCAACUUUUAUUUAUUCUUCACAGAUUUCUCAUCAUUCUGAUCCUACCCUGUUGUCUCAUGUCUGCCCUCUCCCCCCAAAUCAAAACCACAUUUAAAAGAAAAACCCCACAGAAACAGAAGGAAUCGUCAUCGUCAUCUUGUCGUGAAAGCUGUAAUGUGGCCCAAUGAGACACACAGUUUACCCUUUAGUUCCUUCAUUUUCACAUGCAAGUCUUCAUUGCCACAAGUCAUCCUUCUGGCUCAAGGCCUCUGGCCUCCACUACACCGAUAAUGGGUUCUCACUGGGGUUCCUCUUGGAUAUCCUGCUGUCCUGUGUCGUGGAGAUCCUGCAAAAUUCAUUGUUCUGCAAAGAAAAUGUAUAUGUGCAGCUAUCACCAGAGUCUAAUACUAGAACAUUUCCAGUUCCCCACAAGUCUGUUUACUUAUUGACCUCAGACAGCCACCUGCUGAUCUGCUGUCACCUCCAGAGGCUGUUUUUCUGGACAUUUCAUGGAACUGGAGCCAGAUGACAGAAGGGCUCUUUCAUCCAACAUCUUUUUACAGAGCAUGAUGUUUUUGCAUCAACUCCUUUUCUCUGGACAUAACACAUUUGCUUAUCCUUGCACCAAUUGAUGGACAUUGAAUUGUGUCCAUGUUUCUAAAAUUAGCUGCUACUCUUGCUUUCUUCCCCCAACCGCCACUGUCCUGUUCUCUGUCUUCAUUUAUUUUUUUGGAGACAGCAUCUCACUAUAUAGUCCAAUUUGGCCUUGAACUAUGAGCUUCCUGUUUUGGUUUCCCAGGUGAGAUUGUACCUGUGCUGUGAUGCCGUGCUUAUUAACAGACUUAUUGUGAAGAGGAAAGUAUCAAAAAUGUUUCAAGUUCCUGUGCAGAAUCUUGACAACAUCAGGAAGGUGAGGAAGAGGGUGAAAGGCAUCUUGGUGGACAUUGGACUUGACAGCUGCAAGGAGCUGCUGAAGGAUCUUAAAGGCUUUGAUCCAGGAGAGAAGUACUUUUAUAAUACAUCAUGGGGAGAUGUUUCUCUUUGGGAACCUUCUGGAAAGAAAGCGAGAUACCGAACAAAGCCGUACUGCUGUAGUCUCUGUAGGUACUCAACAAAGGUGCUCACCUCCCUAAAAAACCACCUGCAUCGCUACCAUGAAGAUGAGGCCGACCAAGAGCUGAUGAUCCCCUGCCCCAACUGUCCGUUUGCUUCACAGCCCAGGGUGGUGGGCAAGCACUUCAGGAUGUUCCAUGCACCUGCUCGGAGAGUCCAGAGCUACACUGUGAAUAUUCUGGGUGAGGCGAAGACAUCAAGGAGUGACGUGAUAAGCUUCACGUGUUUAAAGUGUAACUUUUCCAACACCUUGUACUACAGCAUGAAGAAGCAUGUGCUGGUGGCCCAUUUCCAUUACUUAAUUAACUCCUACUUUGGUUUUCGAACCGAGGAAACAGAGCAACCAAAAGCAAGUGACCCUGUUUCUGUGGAUAAGACCCUGACACUUGACAAAUACUACUGUAAAAAAUGCAGCGCUAUUGCCAGCAGUCAGGAUGCCCUGAUGUAUCACAUUUUGACAUCAGAUGUACAUAGGGACUUGGAGAAUAAGUUGAGGUCUGUGAUUUCAGAGCACAUCAAGAGGACUGGGUUUCUGAAGCAAAUGCACAUUGCUCCCAAACCAGUGACCCACUUGGCCUUACCGCCAAACAGCAGCGCCCCGAGCCUCCCAGCCCCUUCACCUUGCUUCCACCUAGCUUUGCCACAGAACAGUCAAAGCCCUGGCACUGUGCAACCAGUGUCUGUGGCCCCAGGCUCUUCUGGAAGCCUUCCACACUCCCCCCCCACCACUGCCCAGUCUCAGGUAGCUCUGGUCUCCAGCCCUCUGCCUGUGUGCCAGAGUAGCCUCACCCUGCAGCCAUCAGCCCCCCCGCCCGUCUUUCUCUCUCACAGCGUCCCGCUUAAUCAGCCUGUGCGCACCUCUGUGCUGCCUGUGACUAAGUCUGUUGGAGCAAGCAUCCUUCCUAUGAAUCAAGCUGUCCGUCCUGGAGUUUUACCCCUCACUCAGCCCAUGGGGUCCAUAAGUAGGCCCGUGGGGCCCAUAAACAGACCUGUUGGGCCUGGUGUCUUGCCUGUGAGUCCCCCUGUCAACUCAGGGGCUCUCCAGUCUGCUUCUUCAGGGGUGAUUCCUGUAGGUCGGGCAGUUCCAUCAGGAGUCCUUCCUGCAGGCCAGGUGACCCCUGCAGGAGUGAUUCCUGGCCAGACAGCCACUUCUGGUGUCCUACCCGCUGGUCAAGUGGUCCAGUCAUCAGUUCUUCCUGUUGGCCAGACAGCUCCAUCUCGUGUUCUCCCUCCUGGCCAGACAGUGCCCUUGAGGGUUCUCCCUGCAGCCCAGGUGGUAUCACCUGGGCUGCUUUCCUCAAACCAGACUGUCUCCUCAACUGUUGUUCCUGUGAAUCAGGGUAUGAGCUCUGGUGUUAUUCAGCUCAAUCAGCCAGUAACAUCAGGAGUUCUUCCUGUGGGCCCCCCUGUGAGGCCUGGUGUGCUGCAACUCAGUCCGUCUGUCAGCACCAACAUCUUGCCUGUGAGCCAGGCGGUGAGAGCUGGAACCUCACAAAACACUACUUUCCUCACUUCCGGCUCUAUUCUCAGACAGCUCAUUCCGACUGGGAAACAGGUGAAUGGAAUCCCCACCUAUACGCUGGCCCCAGUGUCUGUCACUUUGCCUGUGUCCUCUGGGGGAGGCCUUGCGGCUGUUGCACCACCACCCCAGGUGCCAGUGCAGUUCUUGCCCUCAAGCUCGGGCACACAGAUGGCUAGCUCCUUGCCUAGCCUGCCCUCCCCACAGGUGCUAGUGAGCCCUGCCCCUAGUGUGUUUGUUCAGGCUACCUCGCCUGUGGCAGAUGCAAAUCAGGCGCUCAGACAGGCCAAGCAGUGGAAAACGUGCCCGGUUUGCAAUGAGCUCUUCCCUUCCAACGUCUAUCAGGUUCACAUGGAGGUGGCUCACAAGCAGAGCGAGUCUCAGCUCUGCCAGGUGUGCAAUGAGCUCUUCCCCGCUAACGUCUACCAGGUUCACAUGGAAGUCGUUCACAAGCAGGGCGAGUCCAAGUCUGGUGAGAAACUUGAACCUGAAAAGCUUGCUGCAUGUGCCCCAUUUCUAAAGUGGAUGAGGGAGAAGACCGUGCGCUGCCUCUCUUGUAAGUGCCUGGUUUCGCAGGAGGAGCUGAUGCACCAUUUGCUCAUGCAUGGCUUGGGGUGCCUGUUUUGUCCCUGCACUUUUCAUGAUGUCCGGGGCCUUGUGGAGCACAGCAGGACUAAGCACCUGGGCAAGAAGAGGCUGUCUAUGGACUACAGUAACAGAGGUUUCCAGCUGGACCUGGAUGCUGAUGGGAACCUGCUGUUCCCCCAUCUCGAUUUCAUCACCAUACUGCCACGAGAGAAGCUUGGAGAGCGAGAGGUAUACCUGGCUAUCCUUGCUGGAAUACACUCCAAGUCACUGGUACCCGUGUAUGUUAAGGUGAGGCCUCAACCCGAGGUUUCACCAAAGAUGCCUAGCAAACAGAAGCUGACCUGCCCCUUUUGUUUUGGCACAUUUUUGACUGCUGAUGCCUAUGAGCUGCAUCUGAAGGAGAGGCACCAUGUCAUGCCCACAGUUCAUACAAUGCUCAGGUCUCCAGCCUUUAAGUGCAUUCACUGCUGUGGGGUCUACACUGGAAACAUGACCUUAGGAGCCAUUGCUGUCCAUUUGCUCCGUUGUAGAAGUGCUCCCAAGGACAGCAGCUCAGACCUGCAAGUCCAGCCAGGCUUUAUUGAGAGCAGUGAACUGCUGCUGGUUAACGGGGAAGUGAUCCCUGACUCCACCUUUGCUGUGAAGAGAAAGCUGCCAGAAGGCCACCUGGGGGCUGAAGACCAGAGGGAUGGGGACAAGCCCCAGCUCUCUCUAGACACCAUUGCAAUCCCGGGUGCAGAGAGAGGGCUGAGUGCUGUGCCUUUGAAGAGACAGAAGAAUGAAAGCAGGACAGAGGGACCAGGGGCCAGUGAUGACUCUCUGCAGGUGUUAGCAUUGGAUCCCGCUAAGUAUGGAAGCCGCUCCUAUGAGGACAAAAAACAGUUUCUUAGAGACUAUUUCCACAAGAGACCAUAUCCUAGUAGAAAAGAAGUGGAGCUACUGACUUCACUCUUAUGGGUGUGGAAAAUCGACGUGGCUUCAUUUUUUGGGAAAAGAAGGUAUAUUUGCAUGAAAGCAAUAAAAACUCAUAAGCCCUCUGUACUGCUAGGUUUUGAUAUGUCUGAACUAAAAAAUGUCAAACAUAGACUGAACUUUGAGUGUGACUCACCACCUGUAGAAGACUAGGUCUGGAGUCUGGAUGACUUUGGAUGUGCCCUGGCUUUGUUCUAAGUGUCUGAGGCCCUGCAAGGCGUUCCAGGUGCUCAGAAAGCCUGGUAAAGAAGCACACAGUCCCACAGAUGGGCUGUUCCCUGCAGCUUGGUUUGCAACUGUUUCGGUUUUUUCCUGCCAUGUAAAUUAAAUCUUUGGUAUUUCAUGCACGCCUUGUUUUCCCAGGAGUGUCAGUAUCAAUAGUAACAACCUGGAGUCCACAAAUACUUGUUUUUCAUUUAAGGAAAUUUCUGCUUGUUUGAGAAUACUUGAUUAAUAGAAAAUGAAAGCAUUGCUCAGCUUCAGUUGACAGACAACAACUAUGUCCAUGUCUAAGAGAAGUAAGCACUCUGAAGUCUUUGGGCCCUGAGGACAUACUUGUAAGCAUUAACUUCUGCUGAUGCUGGGAAUGCUGUCUGCUUAAGACUACACAUUUGAUUUACAUCUUUUAGGUUUUCCCUAAUAGCUAUUUUAAAAAAAUAUAUCGUAAUCCAUAAAAAACCAAAUGUUUCCAUUUAUUAAAAUACCCUGAGCCUGAAGUCUGGUGUUUAGUGAAUAAUCAAGUUUUGCUUUAUGAGUAAAAUCUCUGCAGGAAUAGAAGUGCUCCCCAGAGCAGACUGUCUUGUGCUAUGAUGGCCAGUCCGUCCUCCAUUGAAAGUGAGACAAGUCUUUAGUGCCUUUAGAAUAACUGAAAACACCUCGAUGCCUCCUUCCUUGGAACUGCUGGUAAACUAGUAGAAAGGAAGGACCAUGCCUCAAGUGGGGUUCCUGCCCUUGUAUAUAGACACAGCUAAUCCAGGCAGAUUUCUGAGUUCUAGUCAAGUCUGGUCUAUGUAGUGUGACCCCCAUCUCAAAAACAAAAACAAAUGAAGAAAGCUGGCCGUGGUAGUUCAUGCCUGUAAUACCAGGUCUCAGGAGGCAGAGGCAGGUGGCUCUCUGUGAGUUCAAGGCCAGUUUGGUCUACAGAGUGAGUGCCAGAACACAACUUGAGGUGGAGUGCAGGUUUCAGCAGACCAGGCUCUGUCUUUGAUUAGAAUAGCGUGGGAUAGAUGUGUUAGAGUUGGAGAAACACGCUUUCCUCAGGCCCAGGUGUUGAGAUGAAUGGAAUGUGGACUGAUGAAUCUUCACAGUCCUGUGGAUGCCAAUUUUUUUUUUAACAUACUAUGAACUAAUGUAAAGCACCAGAACUGUAAUGGGGACCAGCCAACUCUGGUCAAAAUCACCCCUCUGAGUGAUGCACAGCAAGCAGAGGGGAUGCCGGCCUCUGGGAAGCACUGCAGUGUUGCUAUAUAUAGUUUUUAAAAUACAAUACUUGCAUGUAAUUGCUCUAAUGUUCAUUUCGAGGCAGUUGUUUGUGACUAUUGAUGUACUCUGUUGUAAAUUCAGAGCUUGUUGGACUUUAUUUUUUUUUUAUUAUUUCCAGAGUGUCUAUUUUGAAUUAAAAUUUGUUAAACCACUGAAAA